This is a messenger RNA of Drechmeria coniospora, 1962 nucleotides long. Its product is annotated as Phosphoesterase. The transcript is spliced from 7 exons. Lineage: Eukaryota; Fungi; Ascomycota; Sordariomycetes; Hypocreales; Ophiocordycipitaceae. Gene Ontology annotation, molecular function: hydrolase activity, acting on ester bonds. The record is from RefSeq and is a predicted model, not a curated record. The coding region runs from base 1 to 1962 and encodes 653 amino acids.
AUGCCUUCCGGGAGCCUCGUCCUGCGAGCGUCGGCUCUGGGUGCCCUCGCCGCCGCGGGCCUCGUCGAUGGCGCCUCCCUCAAGGACAUCAAGCACGUCGUCCUCUUCAUGCAGGAGAAUCGAGCGUUCGACCACUACUUUGGCACCAUGGCCGGCGUGAGAGGCUUCGGCGACCCCAACGUCCAGGUCAACCCCGAUGGCCGCUCCGUAUUCGAGCAACCCCUGUACCUCCCUCGAAACGGCGUCAAGGUCCUCAAGCCGUGGCACAUCAACCACCUCGGCGGCGAGUGGGUGAACGCCUCCCAGUGCAUGGGCGCCGGCGACAACGGCUGGGCCGCCAUGCACUCGGCCUACGCCGGCGGCCUCGGCAACAACUGGAACUACGCCGACGGCGGCUACAGCAUGGGCUAUUACAAGCGCGAGGACGUGCCGGCGCACUUUGACAUCGCCGAGGGCUGGACCCUCCUCGACAUGUCGACGCAAAGCAUACUGGCCGCGACGGACCCGAACCGGAUCCAGUGGAUGAGCGGCACCAUCAACGUGCCGGGCUCCCCCACCAACCCCGAGGGCAAGGGCUCCGUCAUCAUCGACAACUCGGCCUCCCCAGGCUGCGAGGCCCCCGGCCUCAACUGCUUCCCCUUUCUGUGGAAGACGUUCCCCGAGUACCUCGAGGAGGCGGGCAUCUCCUGGCAGGUGUGGCAGGAUCUCGACAACUUCGAGGACAACAUGCUCGCCUACUUUGAGCAGUACCAGCUGGCGGCCAAGGACUCGCCCCUGCGGACCAAGGGCAACUCGUACCCGGGGUUCGCCGCCUUCUACGAGAGCGCCGCCAAGGGCACGCUGCCGCAGGUGAGCUGGAUCGUCGGCCCGCAGGAGCUCGCCGAGCACCCUCCCAACCGGCCCGUCGACGGCGCCUGGUUCCAGAAAAAGGUCAUCGACGCCAUCACGAGCAGCCCGGCGUACAACGAAACGGUGCUCAUCAUCAGCUACGACGAACAGGGAGGCUGGGCGGACCACGUCGUCCCUCAGCCGGCCGCCAUGGACACGCCGGGCGAGUGGAUGGAGGAUCCGUACAACGAGCUGGGCUGCGUCCCCGUCGGACCCGGUUGGCGCAUACCGCGCUACAUCAUCUCGCCCUACACGCGCGGCGGCAACGUCUUCACCGAGCGCGCCGACCACAGCUCCGACAUUCUGUUCCUCGAGGCCUGGGCCGCCGCGCACGGCUACGAGGGCGUCCGCAGCAAGGAGCUGACGCAGUGGCGACGCGACCACAUGUCGAAUCUCGUAAACGCCCUUGACUUUCGCAACCCCGAUUACUCGUUGCCGUCGAUCCACCAGGCACCGACGCCCGAAAGCCUUCCGGAUGAGCCGUCGCGGUACACGGGCAACCUGACGCUCGGCUCCCUCACGGGCCCGUGGGUCGGGCCCGCGAGGUGCCUCUCCGACUACAAGAUGGCCCAACCCCCGAUCCCGUACGGGCCGGACAACGCCAACCAGGACAUGGCCGCCCUCGUCGAGGAGGGCUUCAAGCCGGUCCGAGGCCAGCUCACCGAGGGCCGCUACCUGACGUUUGAGACGCGCGGCCACGCGCUCUCCAACCGCAACGGGCAGUGGGUGGACAUUACGCCCGCGACGGACAAGCACGAGCGGAUGGAGCAUCGCUGGAUCAUCCACGCCGUCGACGGCUCGCCCGAGACGUUUCACGUGCAGUCGGCGCAGGACAAGAAGUACAUUGCCGGCUUCCCCGUGGUCGGCAACCUCACGACGGACGUGGCGCAGGCGCAGGCCUUUACCAUCUCGUACAACCCGCCGGACGGCAUGUACAGCAUCAAGGUCGGGUCGAAGCAGCACAGCUUCGUCUCGGUCAAGUCGCAGAACCGCAUCGCCAACAGCUACUCGCCCGUGCAGUGGGGGGCCGGCCUCGGAUGGUUCCAGGUCUUUAGCGUGUCGUACCACACGUGA